UGUGGGCAAGCGUUUAAGAUCUAUAUACACGGGGGAUGGACCUUUCCACGUUCAAGUGCGCAUGACAGCGACGUAGAGAUCUGCGCCGUGACGCAAACGUAGAGGCUGGAGACACACUGCGAGUGGUUUUCGGGCAGAGUGAAGUGCGCGGCAAAAGAAGGGGACACAAACAAAAACAUGUGGCUGAGGCUGUGAGAAAACAGGCGAGGAGAGCAUCUGAGUUGACCGACAGUGGACAUCAUGGGUUUGCAUUCAGCCCAGAAGAAGCACUUUCCCCUGCGGGGGAUCGAUGGUGUUGUUCAGCUGUUCGAUGCUGAGCUUCGCAAGCCUGAACCUGAUCUAGCCCUUCUUUCCCUGGUCCUGGGUUUUGUCGAGCACUUCCUAGCUGUGAACCGAGUCAUCCCCAUAAAUGUACCAGGGGUCCGGUUUGAACCUCUGGAGCCUGACUGUCCCAACUCCUGCUUCCCCACGGUGGAGCUGGGCAUGAUUUCUGCACUGUAUGAGCGCUUCACGGCUCAGAUCCGCGGGGCCGUGGAUCUGUCCCAGUACCGGAGGACUGGUUCAGGGUCCAGCAGGGAGCUGGUGAAGAAAGUGUCAGAUGUGAUCUGGAACAGUCUAAGUCGUUCUUACUUCAAGGACCGGGCGCACAUCCAGUCCCUCUUCAGUCUCAUCACUGGUACCAAACUGGACAGCUCCGGUGUUGCUUUUGCUGUGGUAGCAGCCUGCCAGGUUCUAGGUCUGAAGGACGUCCACCUGGCACUGUCCGAGGACCACGCCUGGGUGAUUUUUGGCAAAAAUGGCGAGGAGACGGCUGAGGUCACCUGGCACGGAAAGGGCAACGAGGACCGACGAGGACAAACAGUCACUGCAGGAGUCAGUGAGAAGAGUUGGCUCUAUCUGAAGGGCUCCUACAUGAAAUGUGACAGAAACAUGGAGGUCGCCUUCAUGGUUUGUGCCAUCAACCCCUCACUGGACCUUCACACCGACAGCUCUGAACUCCUGCAGCUACAACAGAAACUCCUCUGGCUGCUGUAUGACCGAGACGACCUGGACAGAUAUCCAAUGGCCAUGGGCACUCUGGCAGACCUUGAAGACCAGGAUCCGAUCCCAGGAAAGGAAAACCCUCUGAAAAUCCACCUUAAGGCUGUGAGUUCUGCUCAGAAGCACUACAACAACGAGCACAUCUACCCCUACAUGUACCUGGCUGGUUUCCACUACAGACACAGGAAUGUGCGGGAGGCUCUGCGGGCGUGGGCCAAGGCCGCUCAGGUCAUGCAGGACUAUAACUAUUUCAGAGAGGACGAGGAGAUCUACAAAGAGUUCUUUGACAUUGCAAACGAUGUUAUCCCCACUCUGCUGAAGGAGACAGCUGCUGCUGCAGAGAGUCCGGGGGAGGGAGGAGAGGGAGGAGAAGGAGCUGAUAAAGAGCACCCAAAGCAGGCAGCUGCCCUCUCAGCACUCCAGGACUCAGACUGCUUCGCCCACCUGCUGCGCUUCUAUGACGGCAUCUGCAAAUGGGAGGAGGGCAGUCCGACGCCGGUUCUUCAUGUGGGCUGGGCCACCUACCUGGUCCAGUCUCUGAGCCGCUUUGAAGCUCAGGUGCGUCAGAAGGUGUCCAUCAUCACCAAAGAGCCGGAGUCUCAGGAUGAUGACGACCAGUCCAGCGAUGACCCCCGUGAGGGCCGCAGACGAGGCCCAAGGAGAGAGUCUAAGCUGGACGAGCAGAGCUCUCCUCCUCCACCUGUUGCCCCCACCUCUCCAUCCACCCAGCCAGCAGCAUCAGCAGCACCCGCAGCCCAGCCCAAGAAGGUGGGAGAGGGCCGCCGCCGCUCUUCCCAGGGCUUACGGGGCGGAGAUGCUGAAGGAAAACCUAAGUCACCCAGCCCAGACUCUGCAUCCUCACCCUCAUCACAGCAGCAGGCGUCCCCCUCCCCUGCCGGCCCUGUGGUCGUCUUUCAGAGUGAGAAGAUGAAGGGGAUGAAGGAGCUGCUGUGUGCAGCCAAGGUGAACUCCAGCGCCAUCAAGCUGCAGCUCACGGCCCAGUCGCAGGUCCAGAUGAAGAGGCAGAAAAGCACACCAGCUGGGGAUUACUCCAUGUCGUUCAUGAAGCGGCAGCGCAAGGCGCUCUAGACACGUUGACUGUAGUUGUUGAGACUCUGUAGGACAUACUGUGAACAGUAACACGGACACCCGGUUAACCUCGCUUUUGUGUGUUUUUACCAGUGUUUUCAUCCAGAGGACCCAUUCAGUCAAUAUCCUCAUCGUUCGGAGCAAUAUAUUUGACUUGCACACUUGAGUUAGGCAUCACAUAUCAAGAUUCAUUGAACUGAAGGAGUGAACAUUUCAUUCAGUUUUUAUUUAAUUUAUCCAGAGAAGCAAAGUUUUUCUAGGUGACUCCCUGUUUGAUACAUUGUCAGCACUCACUCGUCUUCAGUUUGUGUAUUAAUUGGCAGCCAAUUGCACACUGACUCUUGACUUCUCUUGAACUUAAUGUGGAUGUUUGAAGCCAAAGUAACGAGGAUGACCAGAACACGACUCACAGAUGUGUAAAUAUCAACUUGUACCAUGAACUUGUCCAUGACUGAAGCCUCGGAAGUGAUUAAUUUAGGAUAGUUACUGUGUAACAUUGUCCACUUCUGCUCUAUCGACAGCUUCUUUCUUGCUAGCUCUAUGUUGCCUUACUUUGCCUUUGUUCUUUUCUAAAGUAGGUGGCCUUUAGUGUUGAGAAUAGCUGAACUAGGCCUAUUUCUAAUGAUUAGAGAAGACCAGGAAGACCAUGCACUGUUGAGACGGGGGCCACAUUAGGUGGCCCUGCCACAUCCUAUUUGCUCGAUGGUUUUUGUUCUUGUUUUUGUAUCUGCAAG
Larimichthys crocea (large yellow croaker) is the source of this 2864-nucleotide messenger RNA. RefSeq names its product multiple endocrine neoplasia I (gene men1). The transcript has 10 exons. The coding region runs from base 241 to 2130 and encodes 629 amino acids. Gene Ontology annotation, biological process: regulation of transcription by RNA polymerase II; negative regulation of cell population proliferation; negative regulation of cell cycle. NCBI's taxonomy places the organism in Eukaryota, Metazoa, Chordata, Actinopteri, Sciaenidae. Gene Ontology annotation, cellular component: chromatin; nucleus; histone methyltransferase complex. The record is from RefSeq and is a predicted model, not a curated record. Gene Ontology annotation, molecular function: chromatin binding; Y-form DNA binding; transcription cis-regulatory region binding.